Schizophyllum commune H4-8 is the source of this 1460-nucleotide messenger RNA. RefSeq lists its product as uncharacterized. The transcript has a single exon. Bases 201 to 1319 code for a protein of 372 amino acids. The record is from RefSeq and is a predicted model, not a curated record. NCBI's taxonomy places the organism in Eukaryota, Fungi, Basidiomycota, Agaricomycetes, Agaricales, Schizophyllaceae.
UGCCAGCGUGACUUCGAAGCCGUGCAUCCCAUGCUAUCCCAUGUCCAGUAAGUUCUCACCGUGUCUGAUAUCGAUGCUCAUCCACUGGCGUGAUUCCCUGCCAUCUUCGCACGCAGAUCGUCCAUCGUCUGUUGGCAGAAGCGGUCAUCUGGCCCUGCCACCCACUUCCUGAUACCGACCAAGAACCAAACUCCCCUGCAAUGUCGGGCGCUUAUGCGAUGCCAGUGCUCAAGGAGACGCUAGAUCUCUACGAUAUCGCCCUUCUGCUUAACUACGAGCGUCUUAUUGCGGAGCCACGCUUUCAUGGAUACAGGCUACUCGAUGUUGUCUACGAUGGACAGCCUUUCACCGACGAUAGGCUCGCGGCCCAUUGGGAUCGCACAGCGUAUCACGAAGCGACGGCGCCUGCCCAGAAAGCCACUGGCGAACCCAACUUCGAAUUUGUGUCGAAGUUGGAUGAGCCUCGUCAUGGCGUCUCUCUUCUAUAUCACAGGGGGCCCGCCUCUACGAAAGACCAAGACUCCCCAGCGACUUUUGUUGCGGCCAAUGAACAGCGCGCUGCUGCUGCUGGUCUCACCGAUCCUCCCUUUCGCUUUUCCGAUCUUCAGCUAUCAGACAGAGAUCGCGAGACCCUCUUUUAUCAGUCGCGCAGUGUGGGCUCCAGCGAUUCAGCUGUGCGCUUGGUCCAAUAUUUCUUCGCCCUUUACCCCGCAGAUACCCACCUGUGCGUCCGCACGUAUGACCGUACCGACCCCGAAUACUUCACGACAAUCUCUCACCGGGUUGUACUUCAGUAUGUCCUGCGCGGCCUGCGUAUGCACACAAUCAAUUCUUUCCUGCCGGAUAAAUCGACGGUCUACCACACUCCCGGCCAGGACGGCCGCGCGCGGCAUUCCGUGCUGACCUUCGGGAACGCCCCCGCGCGAUGGGACAACAUACGCACCGUCCUCAACCUCGCCUCGCUCGAGUUCGGCGACGCUGGGCGCGGUGUCAAGGGUAAGGGCACUUUUGUGCUCGAACCUAUCAAGGCAUACGAUGCGCGUCUCGACAGGGUCGCGGAGGCGAACGAGCUGCUCAUGGAAGAGAUUACCGUCGAGCUGCCACCGCUAAAGGAGGGGGACGAGGAGGAAAUGCAUCUGAAGGCAAUCGCGGCUAAGGUGAAGGGGCGAUGGGAUAGCCGUGGAAAAGAGCCUUGGUGUGGGCACUGUGGCGCACCGGGACCGAAGGUGCAGGCCAAGUGCUGCUCUUCCGCCCGUUAUUGCAGCAGAGAUCAUCAAGUCGCGGCAUGGCCUUUCCACAAGCUCUAUUGUGGCCAGUGAUCAUACCUGUACAGUUGUCGCCCAGGACCCUCGAAAUGCUGCAGAUAGCAAAGAACGUGUCAUUCGUGUUGAUAAGUUAGUCUUCUGCGCGAUGUAACUACUAUAACUUAGGUCAAAGCACACCCGUAAAUAAGCGAAUGC